AUACCUACAUCAUUUACCAAACUAACCUAUCAUGUUGUUACCUCUAAUAUUUUUAGGGGUAUUUGUGACCGUUCGGGCUGAGCCCAUUUGUCCUUCAGUCGACGGUCCGACUCCAGUCUAUUUCGCAGACGAAACCGACUGUUCCAGAUUCUACGAAUGCUCCAAUGGAACUCCCUACCUAUUUGACUGUUCAGAUGGACUCGACUUCAAUCCCAGUAGGAACGUUUGUGAUUGGCCUGAACAGGCUGGUUGUAGAGGAAAAUCCACCACCACAAUUUCCCCUACUGUAGAUCCAGAAACCACAAGAAAUCCUAGUACUAGGAGACCAUUUCCUCCUAGAUCGACAACCAGGAGACCAAGACCAACCACGAGACAACCGACGGAAAGACCAACGCAAAGACCAGAGCCAACAGGAAGACCAAGACCUACGUGGAGACCAAGACCUACCUGGAGACCAAUACCGACAAGAAGUCCAAGUACUACGCUGAGACCAAGACCAACGCUGAGACCAAUACCAACGAGAAGACCAAUACCAACGAGAAGACCAAUACCCACGCUAAGGCCAAAACCAACGCGAAGACCAAAACCGACAAGAAGGCCUAAACCAACGAGAAGACCAAGACCUACGCUAAGGCCAAUACCAACACUACCACCUCGACGAACGACAGCGAAGCCUGAUGACUCCUCAGGGUCGAGUGAUUCUUCUGGAUCAUCGGAGUCUUCAAGUUCUUCUGAAUCCUCUGACUCAUCUGAAUCUUCCGAUUCCUCUAGUUCAUCUGAUGAAUCUUCCGAUUCCUCUAGUUCAUCUGAAACUUCCGAUUCCGUCGAUACAUACAACUCUGCUGAUGAUUUCUCAGAUUUAGUCAAGUUAGGACUCCUCGAUCAACCAUCUCAACGUCUGGACUUAGACGAGCAUGCUAUGUGCAAUGAAUUGGAUACAUUUUAUCUGUCAAUAUAUCCUGGGGAACUGAACAAGUAUGUGAUUUGCGAUCAUGGAGAGCCACAUGUAGCAGAAUGUCCAGAUGGUUUCGUUUAUCAUGCAGCCAUUUCCAUUUGUACUAGAGCAAAACUCGCUUGAGAUAACGCAAUAUAUCAAUUGUAUGUGACCAUUAAUCCAAAAGAGGUAAACCAUAUUGUAUUGUGAGAGAUAAAAAUAAAUUAGUUCGGAUUGAAUCCAAAUGUUGGUCUUUGAUUGGGCACAAUUACAGUUCAAAAUUCACUCACCGGCAAAAAACGGGCCAUCAAAGAAUUUGAGCCCUGUAACUUUUUUAAUUCUUGUCCGAUUUUGGUGAAAUUUUGACCAAAUCGUAUAUUCAUUUUCAGAAUGUUAGUCUGAAUAUUAGUUCCUAAGAGAAGCUCCGAACGCCCUUUGGAGAAGGUGGGUGGUUAAAGCUUCAUUAUGUUUU
Phaedon cochleariae (mustard beetle) is the source of this 1406-nucleotide messenger RNA. The record is from the annotation of a GenBank genome assembly. Lineage: Eukaryota; Metazoa; Arthropoda; Insecta; Coleoptera; Chrysomelidae.